This is a messenger RNA of Notodromas monacha, 1536 nucleotides long. The record is from the annotation of a GenBank genome assembly. Lineage: Eukaryota; Metazoa; Arthropoda; Ostracoda; Podocopida; Cyprididae.
CCCGUUUUUUUUUUUACGGAAAUCACUUUGAGUCAGCUAAACGCGUGGCAUAUUCGCAGUGUCGUGUGGGAGUGUUUUCGUUAUUACAAAAGACUCGAAUGAAUCGAGAUACGUCUUUAUAUUAGAUACCGUGUUUGAUUGCAUAUGGAAGUGAUCGUGAAUUAAAAACUCUGAAACUGUUUUUUGGAAAUAUAUCCCCACGCGCAAUUUUAUCCUAGAGGCACAGAAAGAGCCGGAUUCAUUUUUGAACAAUUUUCUGUGUAUCUAUUUUCAAUAAUUGAAGCAUGCGUAGAGUCAACAGACUCUUUUGCAUCUGAAGAAAUUAUCGCGGGAAUUGAACUUUUUUGGAGUACAGCACAGUACAGUACAGUAAAAUCUUGUUACAACAAAUAGAGCUACAAAAACAUUUUCAGUACAACGCACUUUUUCUCAAGUCCCAGCAGAAAGCCCAUAGAGUAUCACUUAAAGCAAUACCUCUUUGUAACAAACUUCCCAAUUCUCUUAUUUAAAAAAUUUAAGGGAUGUAUGAUUCUCCAUGUAGAAAUUUACUGACUAAGGCAGCAGGCACAGUUGGAAAUUUCUCAUACUAAAAUUCUGACUGGUUGUUAUAGCAUGGAUGGAAUUUGUAAUUAAUGACAAACAUGUUUCCAAGUGGUUUUACACGCAACGUCCUCCCAGAAUUAAGACAUCGGUGCAAAUGAUGGAAUCCUUGAUUUGAUCUUGUUUUAUUUUCACGAGUUCACUCAGUUUCAAACAAUUAUAAAACAAUUGAGAAUGAUAGAAAAUCAAGAUCUGACCGAUCAUAGGCAUGUCUGAUGCUAAAAUUUGUCCGGUCAUCAAUUUUGAAAAUCUCUUCUGUUUAAAAAUGUUUUUCUCAAGUCCCCAAGAAAUUUUUUUUCAUGAGAUGUUACCGUAUACCUUUGCUUUAAAAAAAUUUUCGGCGUCCAUCUCUACAUUUAUAUCAGUAAAAACUGUACCCGGUGGUCCUUCCCCAUCGCAGGUGAUAACGGAAGGAUUUCGGGUGCGAAAAAUGUUCAUUCGCGAUCGUGACUCACUCUGAGACGGACGAAGUGUGUCAGUUGUUGAACAAGUGUGCUUGUCCUUUCGCUGCGCCCAGAAAACCGGCGAACAUAGUGUGUCCGAGGAGAGAGAAGCGAGCGAAAAAAAUAAAUAAAUAAAAUAAAGUAGACGAGAUUCCGGGGGAAAGUUAUCUUUCCCUUAUCAACCGGACGUGCUCAGCCAGCUAUGACGUGGUGCUGAGGAAUGAACACAAGAUUUCUUCCCUGUGGUCCAGAAGAAGUGAGGGCGAGAUCUUCAUCGGUACAUACACACAGAAAGUGUGUUGUGUUGGUGUUGUCGCGAGGAGAAAAAGAAAAAGUAGAUUCAACCAAGAGCAAACUUUGCAAUCGAGUGGUGCUUGUGACACCCGGUUGUUGCCGACGUCGAGAUCGGUGACGUGUUGGAACCAUGGCGCCGACGGCUUUUGAGCCACCCAGGGUCGACAUGAUGACGCCGAAGCUUGACCAUGGCGACGAG